Messenger RNA from Protomyces lactucae-debilis, 1110 nucleotides. RefSeq lists its product as uncharacterized. The record is from RefSeq and is a predicted model, not a curated record. Lineage: Eukaryota; Fungi; Ascomycota; Taphrinomycetes; Taphrinales; Protomycetaceae. The transcript has a single exon. Gene Ontology annotation, molecular function: ubiquitin protein ligase activity; ubiquitin conjugating enzyme binding; zinc ion binding. The annotation marks the transcript as partial. Gene Ontology annotation, biological process: ubiquitin-dependent protein catabolic process; protein polyubiquitination; positive regulation of proteasomal ubiquitin-dependent protein catabolic process. Gene Ontology annotation, cellular component: cytoplasm; ubiquitin ligase complex.
AUCACAUACUUGCCUCCGCUUCGCUGUCACAUCCUCGUACCAGACACAUAUCCAGUACAGUCACCGCCUAUUUUGCGACUAGACUGUGUAUGGCUAUCAAGUGACGCACUGGACGCGUUACGAGAUGCGUGCUUGGCGUUAUGGGAGCCAGAGAUGGAAGUCUUAUUCGCAAUGGUGGAUCAACUCAUGCAAUCUGCUUGUAUGGCCUUUGAUAUGCUUGACUUGGUACAAGCGACAAUUGGACCGCUUCAAGGUAUCUUAUUUCCUAUACUCAAAGCACAUCAAGAGGAAGCCGCUCAAGCGGUGUUUGAUGCACAAACGUACAGCUGUGAAAUCUGUCUCGAUGUCAAACCAGGUGAUGCGUGUGUUGCGUUGCCUUGCCGACAUGUCUUUUGCAGAGCCUGUUUAGGUGAUAUGUUUGGCUUGCAUAUUCGAGAAGGCGCCGUCUCCCUCGUUCGCUGCCCAACCUGCCCACUCCCCAAAGAAACACCCGAGGCUUCACUACGACUCGAUCCAGACACGCUCAGUGCUCGACGCAUGCCUGUUGCAACACUACAAAAAGUCGUCUCUGCUGAUCAAGUCGCGCGAUACAAUCACCUCUCACGCAAGCAAGAACUCGAAGCACUCCCCUCACACACACACUGUCCACGCGAUUGGUGCGCCACUGCCCUUCCUCGGGAUCCGGAUGAAAAAUUGGUCGUUUGUACAGCGUGUGGGUAUGCGUUUUGUGCGGAUUGUAGUAGGACGUGGCAUGGCAUUUCUGAACCGUGUCGACGAUUGAAACUCUCCUAUGAUCUCGCAGAACAGUACCUUGCAUUAGGCGAUGACCUCUCCGGCAAGGGCAAGCUUGAACGCCUGUAUGGACGUAAGAAUCUCGAACGUCUUGUUCGUGAUAUGGAAGACGAGCGGCUCGCGGACACAUGGCGUCACGAAAACGCUCAACAGUGCCCGAAUUGUGAGAGCUGGGUACAAAAGGCGAGUGGAUGCAACCACAUGUCUUGCAGCGUAUGUCGGUGUCACUUUUGUUUUCUCUGUGGCGAAUCCUUGCCUGUCAAAAAUCCUUACUUGCACUAUGGAAAAGGUAUGGUGUGUGCAGGUAGGCUAUUUGAA